AAGCCAGUCAGUCGGUCGCUUGAGAAUGUUUGAAUUAGCUUUUUCUUUUUUUUUUAAUUAAACAUAAAUUCCUGAAUUUAUAUUUACCCAUAAAAUUGGAACGAGGAGAUUGCGUGUUUGAUCCUUGAAGACUUUUUUACUGUUCGGUGUCUUUGACAGUAAACGUACAAUGUCGAGAGUGAGCACCUUGUUCUUCCCGUUGCUGUUUGCAUGCGUGGACGUGUGCAUCCUGACCUUCCUGCGUUUCCUGCAGCUGUCGCCACAGUUGUUCUUCUUUCUGUGCCCGCCACUCAUCGCCAUGUGGACGGAAGAGCUGAUCAGGGCCGUCCUCCUCCUGCUGCUCCUGCCCAGAGGUCCCUCAUGGGCCAGAGGCUUCGGUGGUCUCCAGCACGUCCUGGUCCUGUGCUUGCACCUUCCAGCCUAUAUGACGCUUCUCCACGCUCUGGGCUGGGCCGCGGAGGAGGAGAUGUGGGGGUGGCACUCUUGGGAAAGGUUUUUUCAGGGCUACCUGGUGAUGGUGGUGUCGUGGAUCUACUGGACUCAGUAUGUCCAGUCUGUGCUGGUGUCUUUGUCUCGCUCCAUAAUGUCUGUGUGGAGGCCGAGCAGCAAACGCCAGGAGCCUAAAAUGAACACCACCUCAUCUCUGAGGAGAUUGAUGGGAUUCAUGCGGCCUCACCUUGGCUGCUUUGUGGCCGUGUUGCUUCUCGUGGGGCUCUCCUCCUUCUGUGAGAUGGCGGUCCCCCUGUACAUGGGUCACAUGACAGACUGGAUCCAGAACCAGGGGGCACCUGACGCUUUCACAGACGCCAUCACAAUCAUUGCAAUCAUGACUUUUGUCAGUGCGGUGCUGGAGUUCAUCGGGGACCUGAUGUACAACGUCACCAUGAGUCACAUUCACACGGCGGUACAAGGAGAUGUGUUCCAGGCCAUACUCAACCAGGACAUCGCUUUCUUUGACGCCACCCCUACAGGUGAGCUGGUGUCGCGCAUCACCACGGACACCAACACCAUGAGCGAGGCGCUGAGCGAGAAGCUCAGCCUGCUCAUGUGGUACAUGGGCCGCGUGCUCUUCCUCUUCGUCUUCAUGUUCAAGCAGUCGUGGAAAAUGUCCCUGCUCACGUCCAUGGGGCUGCCCAUCAUCUGGGUUGUGCCAAAGUUCACCACACACUUCUAUCAGACAUUAUCAGUGAAAGUUCAAGAGUCUUUGGCAAAGGCCAACCAGGUGGCUACAGAAACCUUCACCUGCAUCAAGACAGUGAAAAGUUUCGCUAAUGAGGACGGCGAGACGGAACGCUACAAGCAGAGCAUGGAGGAAUUGUAUACCCUGAACAAGAUAGAAGCGGUGGCAUAUGCCACCACGACUUCGGCCAACAGUAUGACCACUCUGGUCAUGAAGGUGUGCAUUCUGUACUACGGAGGCGUGCUGGUGACCCGGGGGACUAUCAGCAGCGGGGAGCUUGUCUCCUUUGUCCUCUACGAGCUUCAAUUUGCUUCUGUUGUGGAUGCCUUAAUGAAUUCCUAUCCGAAUGUGAAGAAGGCUAUAGGUGGCUCUGAGAAGAUCUUUGAAUACUUGGAUCGAAAACCUCAGGUACCCCCAGAGGGAACCUUGGCCCCAGAACACCUGAAGGGACACGUUCAGUUCAAAAACGUCACAUUUUCCUACUCCGGCAACAGAGACGCUGACAGUGUUAUCCUCAAGGGUGUGUCCCUGGAAAUGAAACCAGGGCAGAUCACUGCGCUGUUGGGGCUCAACAGAGCCGGAAAGUCCACCUGUGUCAAGCUACUGCAAAGGUUUUAUCACCCCCAAGGUGGACAAAUCCUCCUGGACGGGGAGCCCCUGGAGAGUUACAAAGAUGCUUAUCUUCGGCAGAAGAUCUCGGUGGUGAGCCAGGAUUGUGCGCUGUUCGCCCGAUCUGUACGGGAGAACAUCAAGUAUGGCCACCCGGACGCCAGCGACGAGGAGAUGUACCAGGCCGCCCGGAUGGCCAGUGCCCACGACUUCAUCACGACACUGUCCAAGGGCUACGACACAGACACCGGUGAAAAAGGGGGACAGGUAUCUGGUGGCCAGAAGCAACGUAUCGCCAUUGCCCGAGCCUUAAUCCAACGACCCACCAUCUUGGUACUAGACAACGCCACCAGUGACUUGGACACUGAAAAUGAACAUCAGGUCUACCAGGCUUUACUGAGCCAAUGCCUCAACAAUUACUCCGUGCUUCUGAUCUCCACCAAGAUGAGCGUGGUGGAGAAGGCCGACCACAUCAUCGUGCUCCACGAUGGUGUGGUAGAGGCAGAAGGCAGCCACCACCAGCUGUUGGAAAGGAGCAAGCUUUAUGCUCAGCUGGUGAAAAAGGAGGUGCAAUGAAAAUUCUACAAGUGUAGCGUAUGCCUUUUUUAAAAAUGUAUAUUUUAAUUCCACCUAAGCACAGCUCUUGUAUUUGUUUGUAAUUUGUUUCUAUAUUUCCGAACCCCCAGUUGCUCUUGAUACGGAGUCAUCCAUAUUUGAAUGCAGAGAGAGUUAAAGCACUUUCAGUGCCUUGAAGGUAGAAAAGCGCUAUAGUGCAAGGCCAUUUACCAUAUUAUUAUUGAGAGUAUAUAUUGUUUAGGGGACUAUUGUAGCUGUGAACAUUUCUCUCACGGGAUGAAUAAAGUAUCUAUCUCUCUGGUUGUUCUAGUCA
Messenger RNA from Phycodurus eques (leafy seadragon), 2678 nucleotides. It is a transcript of the gene tap1, whose product is annotated as transporter 1, ATP-binding cassette, sub-family B (MDR/TAP). Bases 170 to 2365 code for a protein of 731 amino acids. Gene Ontology annotation, cellular component: membrane. Lineage: Eukaryota; Metazoa; Chordata; Actinopteri; Syngnathiformes; Syngnathidae. The record is from RefSeq and is a predicted model, not a curated record. Gene Ontology annotation, molecular function: ATP hydrolysis activity; ATP binding; ABC-type oligopeptide transporter activity. Gene Ontology annotation, biological process: transmembrane transport. The transcript has 13 exons.